Molecule: messenger RNA, 220 nt
Organism: Acanthoscelides obtectus
Lineage: Eukaryota; Metazoa; Arthropoda; Insecta; Coleoptera; Chrysomelidae
Source: the annotation of a GenBank genome assembly
GGAUGUAUUACCAGUUCUCUGUGAAGGCCCACCAUCAGUUUCAAGUAUUUCUGCCCUCGGUUUCCGCAGCUCCCUUUUUUUAUUGUCAAAUAGCUUUUUCAAGGAGUCCAUUGUUCGAUGCCUCCCUUCAAGGCAAGCUGCAUCAAAUUUCGCAGUAAUUUUACUCCACGCCUUUUUUUUUAUUUUCCAUGAUCGCUGUAAAUUCCGUAAUUAUAGAUAG